Messenger RNA from Chondrus crispus (carragheen), 1878 nucleotides. RefSeq lists its product as hypothetical. The transcript has a single exon. The record is from RefSeq and is a predicted model, not a curated record. The coding region runs from base 1 to 1878 and encodes 625 amino acids. NCBI's taxonomy places the organism in Eukaryota, Rhodophyta, Florideophyceae, Gigartinales, Gigartinaceae.
AUGCAUGACCUCCAGCCCGACUCCCUCGCCCCCACGGAGCCCACCACGACCCAUCUCGCCCAGCUUAUCCUCGCUAGCUUCUCGCACCCUGAUGAUAUCCGCAUUGUCUACGAGUUUCUCCCACUCCUCAUGCUCCGCGUCUUCGGCUACCGUCAAGGCCACGGCUGGCUCGAGACUGCCUCCGAACUCCCCAGCAAAGAUCGCGACGCUCUUAUCAGGUUCACUAUGCCUGGAGGUCCCAUCGAUACCUACUGCCGACGCAACUCGCCCCCCCGUGAUGCAGCUGUCAACUUUGACGUCGACAUGAGGUUUGAGUUUCCUGUCUCCAGCUUGCCGCUCGCCACUAGAGAUGCCCUCAGGGAAGGGCCAUCUGCUGCGCUUGUUAGGCCGAUCACAGACGGACAGUCUUUUCUGGCCCCCUUCUUGUUCUCUUCGCUCAAAGAUACCGAUGAGAAGAACGUCUACCUCUCCCCCAUAGAUUACUUUUACAUCUGCAUGGUCGCCUCUCCCACACGCAAAUGGGCGCCGUCUUCUGGGCAGAACCCCGCCCGCCGCGUCCGCAGAUCUGCGUCGCUUCCGUCUACACGCGCCCUAUACAACCGUACCAUUGCCUCGUACGCAUCCGCUUUGAAUGGGACAGAUCGCGUCGGGCCGAACAGUUUGUUCUUGGCCACCUGUCUCGACUUUCUGUUUAUGCCCUGGGCCUCGUACCGUCCGUCGUCUGAACCCCCAGUCGCGUCGACCAACGCGGCAGAGUCGGUCACCAGUAUUCUGCUUGCCCUUGCCCCCGCCGCGCCGUCCGCUCUUGACUUGGACCUCGACUUUCACCCCAUGGACGUCCCGGACGAGCUGGACUGGCGCAUCCAGACCAACACGUCUGCCGUGUACCGCGCCGCCGAAAAGAUGCUCGAGAACGUCUUAAAGCACUACGAGCCUGAAGCCUCGCUCGGGCCCUUGGUCGCCUACAUGAGAAUUCUCGCCCUGUACAUAGCGCCGUGGAGAGCGUCGAUUCGGAACGGCUUGAGCGCUUGCUUGUUUCCGAAGAAGAAGACGUCGAGCAGCAGGUCGAACCAUCGCACGCCCUCCAUGGCCGCAAUUACGUCGACACUGUCCUCAAUCAACGCGCACCUCGCGUCGCCGUCUGGGUCGCCGGGGAACGCAUCGAGCGUCAAGGAGAGCCAGUGGCGCACUGAACUGAAGGAGAGGCAGCGUUCUGUGGACGACGAGCUGCUGCGGCUGGCGAUUGUCAAGGCCGCACACAGACGGUUUCCAGCCUUUCCAGAGGGGUCGAGGGUGCUCGCUGUGCUCGCAGAAGCCGCCCAAGCAGCGCGGCUCGCGGGGACGUGGAGUAGCCGGGAAAGGGACAUGGACAAGGCCGAGGAGUUGAAAAAUUGCUUGCUUGCGCUGCGCAAUCAGAUUGCGGAAUCGGAGCGCAGCAGUGCGCGAAGGGAGAGGAGCUACAUUGGGACGCUGGCAGCGAGUGUGGGGAUUCGGCUGGAGUCCGGAGUGCUAGGUGGGAUAUCUGAAAUGGUGGGCGUGGGUGGCUCGAGCGGUGUGGCUGGGGUGGUGAACAUGCUAUCUGGGUCACCGCAUGGGAAGAACUUAAAAGAGCUUCGGCAGCGUCGGUUGUCCGUGUUUCGGACGUCGGACGAAGAGAGCGUGCCUUUCCUGGGCAACGUGUGGGACCGGCCGAUUGCGGAGGGGGAAAACGAGGUGGUGGUGGUUUGGUUGUACUGGUUGGCGCUACGAUUAGAACCGCGUCUGGGGUAUGUGCCCAACUUGAGGUUUCUGGGGCGGUACUGGAUUUUACUGCUCCUUUCUAUCGUCGUGUGCUGCAGCUACUUUGUCAGAGGACUGAUGACUCUUAGUUUAGGAUAA